Messenger RNA from Ilyonectria robusta, 914 nucleotides. RefSeq lists its product as uncharacterized. NCBI's taxonomy places the organism in Eukaryota, Fungi, Ascomycota, Sordariomycetes, Hypocreales, Nectriaceae. The record is from RefSeq and is a predicted model, not a curated record. The coding region runs from base 343 to 846 and encodes 167 amino acids. The transcript has a single exon.
CAUCUCGCCUCAGUGUCUACCGGGAUGACCUGGCACCGGCGGGAAAGGGGGAAGCCAGACGCAAAGGGUGAUGGGAUAGGAUGGGAUAGAGAUGGGGCGGAUGGAUCAUGGGCCAUCAAGAUGCGGGAUUGAUUUUCUGGGCUAAGUCCCAUGUGGUUGCUGGGCGGUUCAUCAUUUCCCUCCCAUCACAUCAACGACGUAAUUCAUGCCUCCAGAACCAACGACUUAAUAGGUACAAGCCUACAUGUGCUGCACACCCUGCGAACGUUUCCCCCACUUACCGGGCGGUGCGCGCGUGGUGGUGCGUGAGGGUGCGCGAGGUGCGUGUGGAGGUGCGUGUGGAUGCGCGAGAUGGUGUCGAGGCAGAACCGCGACGUGCCCUAUGAUGGAAGUUGGAGCCAGAGGCGGGUGAUGAUUUCACGGUGCCGGCGUAAAUUUAGAGCUCUCAACGCCAGUGGCCUGCGCUGCCCGUACUUUGAUAACUGGUCAAGAAGGAGGCGAGGCCUUGGCAGCCAUCCGUGCUUGCCGGCUGACAGGCUGACUUGCAACGAAUCUUCAACUUCAGGAAGGCGCCAAUGUCAAAAUGGUGGCUUGCACAGGUUUUGCACCGAGCCACUGAGCUUCCAGGGAACACACGCGGCUGCAAAUUUCCAAGUUUUGUGCCUCCCCCACCUCGACGUCGGUUUCGCAAAGCCUUCUCAUCCAAACGCCCGGCCCCCCUCCACUAUCGUCUUCUCGAUCAUCAUGACCCAACAGCCAGCGCCGAGGCAUCCUCCGUCUGUCUUUGGACUCACCCCAGCAAAGCUUGAUCGGGUCUGGGUCUCCAAAGACCCCGAAGGAAUGUGACCCUCCUCGUCGCUGUCGUUUCUGGGGGCCGCUGCCACCCCUUCCCACGUUAGCCCGCCCGCUGCACA